AUGAACUCAAUUAUAGAUUAUUGUUAUAUUAGAUUUUAGUUCGUUAAGACCACCAAGACAUCCUUAAGGCGAAAAUUAAAUGGAAUUGCAUAGGUAAAUAAAUUGAAAUAGGAAAGAACUUAGAAGCCUCUUCUCUAAAAACGCUAUAAAGUCACAGCAGAUGAGACUGAUUCGAGAAUUCACAAGAUCUCAUUACCCUCAUUAACCAAAUUUCGAAAAACAGAAUUUAAUCCAGUAGAGAAUAGUAAUUAUUCAAUUCAGUUAGUUGCACAACCUAUAUCCAUUCUGAAUCAAGGCAAUGGAUUAAGAAUUCCCAAUCGGUUACCUAAACUCUAAAGUAAAAAUGAUAUAUCCAAAUCCAAAUAUGACAUUCAAUUCAACCAAACUCCAAGGGACGAAGACCUGAAGCCAAAACAGAAGUAGAAGAAAACUUCAUUCACUCCUGAAUAAAGAAUUUCAGAAAGUCCUGAAAAGACCAGCUCUUAUAGUAAAAAGAAGGGAGGAGCAAAAUAAUGGCAAGGAUUGAAAUUUGUCCAUAAAACUAAGGCUGGCUGUUAGGUUAAUAAAUAGACAAAGACUAAUCAAGAUGCAGCCAUUGUAUUUCCAUCAAAUAUAGAGAGUUAAAAUUAUGGAUUAGUUGGGAUUUGUGAUGGACAUGGAGUGAAUGGUCAUUUCGUUUCAGAUCUUAUCAAAUAAAGAUUACCAAGUAAAAUAUUAAACUCAAACCUAGUCUAUUUGGAAUUCCAAUUAUAAUCCCAAAACCCAGAUAUGGAGGAAUGCUUUAGAAAUGCUUUUGAAUUAACGAAUUCGGAGAUUCUUUAAAGUGAAUUUGACACAGCCUUGUCUGGAUCAACGACAGUCAUAGCUCUGAUCCAAUAAAAUUAGUUAUGGACAGCCAAUGUUGGUGAUUCGAGGGCUAUAUUGUGUAGAAAUUCCAAUGGUUGGAGAGCAAUUCCACUAACUAGAGAUCACAAACCAUCAGAUGAAGCUGAGAAGUAAAGAAUUCUUUAAGCUGGCGGGAGAAUCCAAAAUUUCUUUGGGAAUAGUGUAGGCCCAGAGAGAGUUUGGCUUUCGUAUGUAGAUGCUCCAGGAUUGGCCAUGACUCGCAGUAUGGGGGAUAAAAUAGGAGCACAGGCUGGGGUUAGUAGUGUUCCUGAAGUAUUUCAAUUCACUUUAUAACAUAAUGAUAAGUUCCUCAUCAUUGCUUCUGAUGGAGUAUGGGAAUAUUUGUCAAAUGAAGAUGUCAUGAAUAUCGUAAUUCCUUAUUAUGAGAAGGGAGAACUUGAUUAGGCAGGAGAGAAACUAAUGAUGGAAGCCAUUCACUCUUGGAAGAAGAACAGUCCUGCGAGAGAUGAUAUAACUUUUAUUAUUGUUUAAUUAAAUAAUUGA
Paramecium tetraurelia is the source of this 1389-nucleotide messenger RNA. RefSeq lists its product as uncharacterized. Gene Ontology annotation, biological process: protein dephosphorylation. Lineage: Eukaryota; Ciliophora; Oligohymenophorea; Peniculida; Parameciidae. The record is from RefSeq and is a predicted model, not a curated record. Gene Ontology annotation, molecular function: protein serine/threonine phosphatase activity. The transcript has 4 exons.